This is a messenger RNA of Ilyonectria robusta, 1410 nucleotides long. Its product is annotated as major facilitator superfamily domain-containing protein. The transcript has 3 exons. The coding region runs from base 1 to 1410 and encodes 469 amino acids. Gene Ontology annotation, biological process: transmembrane transport. Lineage: Eukaryota; Fungi; Ascomycota; Sordariomycetes; Hypocreales; Nectriaceae. Gene Ontology annotation, molecular function: transmembrane transporter activity. The record is from RefSeq and is a predicted model, not a curated record. Gene Ontology annotation, cellular component: membrane.
AUGUCUGCCGACCCCAUGGAAAAGGGAGGCGUCCUGGGUGAGGAGGCCGACUACUCUGGAGCUGUCAAGAAGACCAGCCCCGAGGAGAUUCGCCUCGUCCGCAAGCUGGACUUUAGAAUCAUGCCGACUCUGUGGGCCAUGUAUUUCCUGAACUAUCUGGAUCGAAAUGCCAUUGCUCAAGCGCGCUUGAACGACCUGGAGGAGCAUCUUGGUCUUGUCGGAACCCAGUACAACACCUGCAUCUCCAUUCUCUUCGUUGGAUAUCUCCUUAUGCAAAUUCCGUCCAACAUGUUAAUCUCAUCGAAACGCGUUCGUCCUUCGGUCUAUAUGUCCAUCUGCAUGAUGGCCUGGGCAGUCGUGUCUGCCUGCACCGCUCUCGCCAAAAACUACACCAGCCUUGUUGUACUUCGGUUCUUCUUGGGCGUUACAGAGGCACCGUUCUACCCCGGAGCCCUGUACCUCCUGUCAAUCUUCUAUACCCGCAAAGAGAUUGCCACGCGACUGUCGAUUCUAUACUCUGGCAAUAUCUUUGCCACCUCCUUCUCGGGUCUCAUUGCCGCAGCUACUUUCAACACCAUUGAUGGAGCACAGGGUCUCCGAGGAUGGCAGUGGCUUUUCAUCAUCGAAGGCAUUCUGACAUUUGUUGUCGGUAUUGUCGGCAUUUUCACGUUGGCCGAUAGCCCAUUGACCACUCGGUGGCUGGAGCCGGAAGAGAGACAGCUUGCUCAUGACCGUAUGGUCCGUGAUACUGUCGGUCUUGAGGAGAGCAAGGGAGCCCGUGCUGGAUUCUUCCAGGCUGUUCGCGAUCCUCGACUUUGGCUCUUUUGCUUCAUCCAAAACAUGCAUCUUUCGGCGUGCUCCUUCAACAACUUCUUCCCGACUGUUGUUGGCUCUCUGGGUUUCAACAAAACCAUCACUCUCGUGCUCACUUGCCCUCCCUACCUCGUUUCUGGCUUUUUUGGAUACCUUGCCGGCAUGUCUUCGGGCAAGUACAAUGAGCGGACCUGGCACAUCACAACGUGUAUGAGCAUCGCACUGGUUGGAUAUAUCAUCUCUUGCGCCACGCUCAACACUCCUGCCCGAUACAUUGCAUGCUUCUUGUUCGCGAGUGGUGCUUAUGCCGUCAACUCCAUGAUUCUUGGCUGGGUGUCCGCGACCCUUGGAUCAACCCCCGAAAAGAAGUCCGUCAGCUUGUCGAUUGUAAAUGUGGUCGCCAAUGCGUCCUACAUCUACACCGCGUACCUGUACCCAAAGAGCAACGGACCUCGUUACUUGAUCGGAAUGUCGAGCAAUGCUGCAUUUGCCGUCGCGUGCAUUGCUGGAACGUGGGCCAUGAGGGUCUGGCUGCGUCGGGACAACAAGAAGCUUGACCAAGAGACAAAUGCCCAGACAGUGAGAUACGCUUACUAG